CAUACUAUCAUACUUUGAGUAGAGGAGUUCGUAUACAUUUUUUUGCCAUUUUUUUUCCUCACAAGUUAAAGUUAGUAGAUAAUUGAGCAGAGUAACGUUAACUUACAUUAGAGUUUUCAACUGAAACUUUCCUCUCCUGCGCGGGUUUAGAAUGCUAACUUACGGUUAGCUAAUGUUGAGGUCAAGGAAUCGCAAUCUACGGCUACGUAAUUUAUUGCGCGCCUUUUAAUCGCCGAGGUAAGUCGCAGUCUUUUGUCAUUGCAAUUUAGAAACUGUAAUAUUAAGAGAAAAUACCACAUUGACCGGCAAGUACUCAUUUUCCGUUGUGUAAACACAGUGCACUCUUAAGGUUGCAUGUUUAUGUCAGUCAUAAAACGAAUAGUUUGACAGCAACGAGGUCUUGUUUUAAAGUUCUUCAGCAGACUACAAUGAAGCUUGCAUUGUCUGGGAUCCGGGGGACUGAACAUUUUUGUCGGUUUAUCGAGUUAUUACGCAGUCUUGGUUAACUUUUACAUGCAUUUUUACAUUGAUUCUUUAAAUGUUGCUUCCCCCCCCCUCCAGAUUUGCCUGAUUGAUCACUGCCUAGCGUCAUCUUUAUACAACACUUUGCACACACAUUCCACCAAUCCCCUCCACACACACACACACUGAAAGAAAGAAGCAAAAACAGCUCUUUUAAGAGCUACUUUCUCUCUCUCUCUCUCUCUCUCUCUCUCUCUCUCUCUCUCGUUGUGUUUUUGUACCGUUUUGCCAGGUAGGUUCAUUGAAAUGUAUAAAAAAUAUUGUCAAGUUAUUAUGACAGAUUUGAAAUCAAGGCAUGUACACACAAUAACUAAUGCACUGUAUUUGUGUGUGUUUCUACCCCAAAGUAUGGCUGAGAAUACUGAAGGUAAUUCAUAAAUCUGUUGUCUUUCUGAGUAAGAUGUGAUUGGUAUGGUCACCUGUCUGUUUCUUCAAUACAGUGGCUUCAUUUCAUUUCAAAACCAAAGUGAUCAAAACAAAUGAAAGAAAAUUAAUUUAAUUCCUCCUUAACUCUUCCUCCAUAUCUAUUUACCCGCAGCUAUUUGUAUUGACCCUGUGUAGAUGUGACUUUAUGUACUACAACCUCAAUGCCUUCCCAAAGCUAAAGCGCAAGCAAUCUGAUCACAGAAAGAGGUCAGAACAGGAGGGGGGCUCUAUACCAGCCACACCACAGGCACACCACGGGCACACCUCAGCUACUCAUCCACACCAGGGGAGUGAUCCUCUGGAUGGGGUGUCAGGAGGGAGUGAUGAGGAGGGAGGGGGUGAUGAGCUUCCUGAGGAAAACCCUGAGGAGGAAAAUGUGGUACCAUUCGCAGACAUUGAUUUCUAUCAAUGUUUACUGCUGGAGACCGAGCGAGUGUUGGUGAUUGGUGGUGGGACCAUAUUUGUCCUCAACCACUUCAACACGGUGACAAAGUGUUUGGAUAACGAGAAAUUGAUGGUCGUGGAAAGGAAGGCUGUUGUGUUUGAAGGGAGCAGCUCCUAUAUUUAUAAAUGCUCCUGCGACUUCCACCAUGGGAGGCUUGUGGAAGCUCUCUCUGACCACUUGGAGCAGUCCUUUCAUGAGACCAGCUGCAUCCAUGUCAAGGCCCUGACACGAGUCCUACACAAUUUAAAUGUGCCCGAGGUGCCUAUGAAUCAGGAAGAUGAUCACAAUUAUGCAUGCUCUCUUUACAAUGAGUCAAUGGUUCUGCAGAUCCCUUUUGCACCUUCACACUUUGUGGUGCUUAAGACCAAAGCGCAUGGUAUAGUAAAGGCACAUGCUGGCACUAUGAAGUGCCAGACGUGCAACAGAGGCAACACACAAUGUGGCCAUGUGCGAGUCCUGCAGGACUGUUUAAAAGCAACAGGUGCUGAGGGGAGUGCCGUGAGAGCAGCUCUGAGAGGAGGAGGGCCCUAUCAGGAUGUCCGGAAGCUGGCAGUGUCCUCAAAGCCCAUCCCCUUUGACCUCCCCAUCGACAAGAGGAUACAUUACAGCCGUUCUUUUGUAAUGCUGGAGAGGAACUUAGAGGGGGUGAUACUCCUCCAAAGCAAUGUUGGGAGGUGUGAUUGUGGCCAUUCCAUGUCUGCCACACCUAAAGACGUGUAUAUUUACAGUCAGUCCACGGUGGCAAAAGCGAUACUUUAUCAACAGGCAUGUGAGUCAUGUGGACACCAACAGCAUUUUGAUGGGGGAGACGAGUUCCUCCUGAACAUGGGCACAUAUGUAGUGCACCAUGAAGUCCUUAGGGACUAUUUUUACCACUUCCUGAAUUCAAGCUCCACAAUGUACAACUACUUGGAAGUGUACAACACCAACAUGUUGGACAGGGCAGUUCCCGAGAGCAUCCAAAUAACAUACAGGAAGUUCCGAGAUGCUGUCCUGUCCUUCAUGGAUCUGAUGACGGCAGACUUUGCAGACGGGUUUAAAUGCCCUGUCUGCAAAGACAAGUACACAGCUGUGGUCAUGGAUGGCACAUCCCUGGGCUACCAGCAGAAAUAUGCCCUGAAAAGGGAUGGGCAGUAUGGUACCCGAGUGGCAAAUUCUGGAAGCAGUCAUCCUGAAAGGGUGCUGGUGAGCAGUGCACCCCUCCGCAAGCUGCUCACCAAAUUUGUAGAUGACGGCCUGACGCCUGCAGAGGCUAUUGAAAUGGAGGGCCUAGCAGAGCGGCACUCUGCAUUCUUGCUGCCUCUGCUCCAGGCCUGCUUGGAGGUGGGGAUGACCUGUGUUGGACCAUGUCGCCGCAUAGUCCAGGAGGUGGCCAAGAACUCCCCUGCCUGCGCUCUGCUCCACCCUAGUGAACGGGUGGAAGCUAUGGUUCAGGACCUUGAAGCCAUGGGCUACACGGGAGUGGAGGGGCACCCACAACUUCUAAAGACCCUAGCUGAGGAGUGCCCCUUGUUCUUUCAAAUGGUUGGGGCGGAGGGAGCAUUCCCCGAGGUAGCUGUGCCCAUUUUCCGGGCGCUCCACCAGAAGGCAAGGGGCGCUCUGAUGAAGCCAGCCCUGGACACUCCUCUCACAACUAUGGAGAGGGAUGGAGAUUUUUUCCCUUGUCUCCCCCUUGUCCGGGACCGGGGUUUAUUUGAUGCAGAUGGCGAGAGGGAGCAGGGCCGUUUGACAGACUGCAGGAAGGUGGGGAGCAGGCACCCAAGCCUAAUUCCUGGCAUAUUCACACUGUUCUGCAAACAUGGAGUAUGUCUUGGCUUCUCCAUCAUGGAGCAGGUGGAGUCGGUGAACGUGCCAUUCUCCAUUUUACGGAGCAGAUUCACCAAAUGUCCGGAGGUAGUCAUUUAUGAUAAUGCCUGUCAGCUCCACACUUACGCCAUUAGGAGGGACCCCCAAUUUUUUAAUAAAACCUGGUUUUUGGUUAAUCGCCUCCAUUGGAGGAAUCAUUCAGGUAUUGGAUGA
This is a messenger RNA of Alosa sapidissima (American shad), 3412 nucleotides long. RefSeq lists its product as uncharacterized. The record is from RefSeq and is a predicted model, not a curated record. The transcript has 14 exons. Bases 1094 to 3412 code for a protein of 772 amino acids. NCBI's taxonomy places the organism in Eukaryota, Metazoa, Chordata, Actinopteri, Clupeiformes, Clupeidae.